CAUGCUGGAUGGUAAUCUUCAGGCCAUGUGCACAAGGCUUCUGCUGAGUUGCAGACAAGUGGAUUAAGGAGCAGGCUUUAAUAGUGCCUCCACGUCACCUGUUUCCUCUACUACUACACCUCUUUUGUUCUCUUUCAUUCUCUGCUGCUCAAGCUGCAAGACAAACACUGACCAGGCACAAUGAACCAGAAGGUGGUACUCAUUACUGGCUGCUCCUCUGGGAUUGGCCUCGCCUUGGCUGAACGCAUCGCAAAAGAUGAGAAGAAAAGGUUCAUGGUCUAUGCCACAAUGCGGAACCUAAGUAAGGGUGAGGCGCUGGUCGAGGCAGCGGGUCGGACUCUGGGCAGGACUUUGGAGAUCAAACAGUUGGACGUAUGUGACGAGGACUCCAUCAAAGCCUGCGUGGACAGUCUGCCCGAGCGCAGGGUGGACAUUCUCAUAAGCAAUGCUGGCAUGGGUCUGAUUGGACCAAUUGAGUGUCAGUCUAUUGAUGAGAUGAAGACUGUGAUGGACACCAACUUCUUUGGGCUUGUGCGUUUGCUGAAGGAAAUCCUACCUGACAUGAAGAGGAGGAAAAGGGGCCAUAUUGUGGUUAUUAGCAGCGUCAUGGGAAUUCAGGGAAUUUUAUUCAAUGACAUCUAUGCAGCAUCCAAGUUUGCAGUUGAAGGUUUUUGCGAGAGCUUAGCGGUACAGGCCCUGAGGUUUAAACUCAAUAUCAGCCUGAUAGAGCCCGGGCCAGUGAUCACAGAGUUUGAGAGGAAAGUCUAUGAUGAGGGCUUGAAGACUGAUCUGAGCAAAGCCGAUGAAGUAACUGCUGACAUGUUCACAAACAUCUACCUGAAGAACUACAAGCAGAUCUUUGAAACCCUUGGGCAGUCUGCUGAGGAUAUAGCAGAGCAUACUUUCAAGAUCAUCACCAUGGAGAAUCCCCCUUUCCGUCAUCAGACAAACACGCUUUACACCCCUAUGACCACACUGAAAUACGCUGACCCCAACGGUGACCUCCCAAUUGACACAUUUUACAAAAUGGUGUUUGAACAUGACAAGGUUUUCAAUGCCAGUCUGAACUUCCUCAAACUUCUGCGCUGGAGAAGUCGAAAGAGCUUUACCUUGGAAAAGGACAAGAGUGGCUAAGAGCGUG
Messenger RNA from Scatophagus argus, 1141 nucleotides. RefSeq lists its product as uncharacterized. Gene Ontology annotation, cellular component: cytoplasm. The record is from RefSeq and is a predicted model, not a curated record. Bases 181 to 1134 code for a protein of 317 amino acids. Gene Ontology annotation, biological process: estrogen biosynthetic process. Lineage: Eukaryota; Metazoa; Chordata; Actinopteri; Scatophagidae. Gene Ontology annotation, molecular function: estradiol 17-beta-dehydrogenase [NAD(P)+] activity. The transcript has 6 exons.